Manis pentadactyla (Chinese pangolin) is the source of this 1500-nucleotide messenger RNA. It is a transcript of the gene NDUFA5, whose product is annotated as NADH:ubiquinone oxidoreductase subunit A5. The transcript has 5 exons. Gene Ontology annotation, biological process: respiratory electron transport chain. The record is from RefSeq and is a predicted model, not a curated record. The coding region runs from base 88 to 438 and encodes 116 amino acids. Lineage: Eukaryota; Metazoa; Chordata; Mammalia; Pholidota; Manidae.
GUGACGGCGUGGCGGCGUCGGCGGUGGAUUGAGCGGGUCUGAGCGCGGUUCCCAGAGGGCUGCGCGCCCUGGCUCGUCGGCGCUGUCAUGGCGGGUGUGCUGAAGAAGACCACCGGCCUUGUGGGAUUGGCUGUAUGUGAGAGUCCACACGAGAGGCUAAAAAUAUUAUACACAAAGAUUCUUGACGUUAUUGAGCAAAUUCCUAAAAAUGCGGCAUAUAGAAAGUAUACAGAACAGAUUACAAAUGAGAAGCUGGAAAUGGUUAAAGCGGAACCAGAUGUUAAAAAAUUAGAAGACAAACUUCAGGGUGGCCAAAUAGAAGAGGUGAUCCUUCAGGCUGAACAUGAACUAAGUCUGGCGAGAAAAAUGAUGCAAUGGAAACCAUGGGAUCCUUUAGUAGAAGAGGCUCCUGCCAACCAAUGGAAAUGGCCAAUAUAAUCAUCAUUAAAUGAUUUGUGCUCUGAUGGGAAACUGAUGUAAUUUGAUGCUGUUAUAUAAAAAUAUAUUAUUGACAUCUUAUAAUCAAGAAAACUGAUGUAGAACAUAUUUAGGAGACUUGUUAAAAUUGGUGAUUAUGGUAAUAGGGAUUGUGAACUAGGUUUUGAUUUGUAAAGCAUUCGUUCAAAUUAUUUCAAAGAUGAUUUUUUUUUUAAAUAGGUUGUGGGAAGAUUUGAAGGUUAAUUGGGAAUAUUCCUAUAGAUUUUCAGUGCAGAGGCCAUAUUUGCAAGGUAUUUAUAGUGGUAUCUUCAACACAUUUAAUUUUUCUUGCUCUGAAAACAGAAAAGUUGCUUAAUUAUUAUUUUUGUUUAAGCAAAUUUUUAUAGGUCACUGUUUGAAAUGAAGUAGUAAGUAAAAACCAUCAAAUUAGAACUGUACAGUUGAGGAAAUUGAUUUGGUAUUUGAAAAAGAUUUAUUAUUUACAGUGGUAGUUGGAAAAUAUUUUCCUUUUGUCUCAUUUAAGGAAAUAGCUUUCUGGCCCUUAGCCUUUGGUUUUCUUCAUCAUCCAAACUACAUCAGGAGAAUUUCUGUGAAAGAAGAGGCAUUAAGAGUUCCUGAUUAUAUCCAUCAUAUGGAUACACUUAUAUUCAAAACAUCUUAGUUGUAUGGUUAUAACUUCAAAGUAGAAUCACUAGUUUUCACAAAGUUUCCAAUAUGAGUGCAGCUGGGUAUCAAACAAGAUAUAUGUUGUUCAAGGAAGGAAGUAAUUAGCAAGCUUAAGGUUAAACAAAAAUAAAGUCAUUUCUCAGGUGUCCUCACCUUUUCUUCCUAGCCCCCUAUAUUUUCUUAAUACUUAAAUUUGGUAGUUUUUAUCUUCAGAGGCAUCGCUUUGGUUUUUUUGUGUGUAAGUAUGCAUGUAUAUGUGUGUUUUGCUAUCUCUGUGGCAAAGCAGAAAUCUUACAGAAUUUUCAGAAUGAGGAAAAAAGUUGUAUUUUUCUUUUUCCAAUAUAUUUCUCCCCUUAGCUGUGAAUUGAAUGCUAAAUAAAUAUUAAAUGAAGUGGA